AUGACUGAUUGUGGUUAUGUUAAAGCGCAAUCCGAUAAUUUACCCAGAAUUGAUAUGUUCAUGAUGAGCACGUACUUUUCAUCAAACUUGGAUUACACAUCUGCUGAAAUCAAAGGAGUGAAAGCUGCAAGUGAGGAAGUUGGUGACAGGGAGAACCAAUUGAUGAAAUAUUAUAAUCAGCCGAGCAACUGUGAUGAACUAUCUAUUCAUCAUUUGGUGUGUAUGAUAAAGAACAAACCAAAAAAUACACAAGAGUUUAUUAAAUUUUGCAAACAGACUGAAGUAUGUAAAGAAGCUGCACUUGCCACUCUAGAACAAGUAACUGUCCUUUAUGAACAAACUAUAGAAGGAAAACUUAAUUUACAAAGACUAAACAUACACAUGGACAGUUUAUAUUCAGAAGUUAUCGUUUAAAAAGAACUCGCAAGUCGAAUUGUUUAAAAACACAGAUUUUAUGCAAUCUUUUUUGUAAGUCCGUACUCCGUAUUUACCUACUUUAAAAUCAGAUAUAACCUAUUUCUUCAAAAGAAAACUUGGCAACCCUAGCCAUUACCUUCGUCCAUUCCAUCACACUCGCCGCUGCCUUUUUCUCGUGAAUCUACGCCUUCGAUAUCAUCCAACAAGUCCUCAGCAAAUAAAAGAAAAGGAACAUUAAUAAAUGAAGCUUACAAAGCCUUUAAACAAGACGACGAAUAUGAUGGCAUAAGCUCGAACGUAGCAUGUAAGUUGCGGCGUAUGAAAGAUGAGCAAAGGUUGUAUGCAGAAUCAUUGAUUAAUAAAGUAUUACUGUGCGGAAUAAGACAAAGGUUGACAGAAGAAACUAAUCUUACUGGUCCUGUGCACACACAGUCACAAAAUGCAAAAACAUCGUCACAGUUAGCGCAGGUAGAUCAGAGACAAUAUUUUAUCUCAGUCAAUGUUAGAAGAUACUUCAUCAGGAAUUAUUGCAUGGAAUAUGAGCAGCCAUCACAAGAGGUAGAACGUUAUGAUGGAUCCAGUGCUAUAUUCACAGCAUAA
This is a messenger RNA of Diatraea saccharalis (sugarcane borer), 1017 nucleotides long. Lineage: Eukaryota; Metazoa; Arthropoda; Insecta; Lepidoptera; Crambidae. The record is from the annotation of a GenBank genome assembly.